This is a messenger RNA of Prunus armeniaca (apricot), 297 nucleotides long. Lineage: Eukaryota; Viridiplantae; Streptophyta; Magnoliopsida; Rosales; Rosaceae. The record is from the annotation of a GenBank genome assembly.
AUGAUCGUCGCCACCGACUACUUUACUAAAUGGAUCGAGGCAGAAGCUCUAUCCUCUAUUAAAGAAGCCGAUGUGGAGCGAUUCAUCUGGAGAAACAUCAUCUGCCGGUUUGGCUGCCCACAAUCGCUGGCCACUGACAACAGCUCACAAUCCAUUGGCAGGCAGAUCACCACAAAUCAGUCGCCCAUAAGCAGCGUCCUAAGGGAGACGCAGGGCGACGACCAAAGCGUCCUUCGGGAGACGCAGCCCGUAAGAAGCGUCCUAAGGGAGACGCAGGGUGCGCCAGGAAUUUUUUAA